This is a messenger RNA of Medicago truncatula (barrel medic), 1302 nucleotides long. Its product is annotated as protein RKD5. Bases 132 to 1124 code for a protein of 330 amino acids. The record is from RefSeq and is a predicted model, not a curated record. Lineage: Eukaryota; Viridiplantae; Streptophyta; Magnoliopsida; Fabales; Fabaceae. Gene Ontology annotation, molecular function: DNA-binding transcription factor activity. The transcript is spliced from 5 exons.
AAGUACAAUAACUGAUCCAAAAACAAACGAAAAAAGCGGAAGAUCAUGCAAACUUACACUUAAAAGCUGCUUUUUUUCUCUUUCUCUCUCAUUCAUUCCUUCAUGCUUUCUCCAACUUCUUCUUCAUCUUCAUGGAUUCCUCGCUCAUUACCCUUCUUCUCUUCAACAACACCAUUCAACCAGAGUUGAUGAGAAGCGUGCAUGUGUACCGUGAAUGUGAUGGAGGAGAAAAGGAAGUUGAAAGAGAGUUUGUGUUUUCUGAGAAUGGUUCUUAUGUUGAAAUGAAAGCUACUCCGAUUCUUAGGUUGUUGAAAUCUUUUGUCUGUGAAGAGAUUUUUGAAGGGUAUAAGAAUGGAGUUUGGCUUUGUGUUUUUGCUUUUCAUGCUUAUAAUGUCCCUCAAUUUUCUCACAUUCCAACCUUUUUGUUGGUUACAAGGAAUCCAAAGCUUCAGGCUAUUCCAAACUUGCUCAAUGAUCUCCACAUGAUAUACAAGUUGGAACCGAAGAAGGAACAAAAAAGUACACCAGAGAGCUCUGCAAGUGAAGAAUUGAAAGGAAACAACAAUGAUUUCCAACCACCAAAAAAAGUCUUGCCUGUGCUUAAUCAGGAUCUCAAUUGUCUUCCUUAUGAAGAAGACGAGGCUGAGUUACUGGAUGAUGAGACAGAUUUUGGAAGUUCAGCAGGGUUUUUAGGAAAGAAAAAGAGGGCAGCCAGUGACCAUGUUGCAAAGAUUACUUUAUCAGAUUUGGCCAAGUACUUUGAUAUGCCAAUUGCAGAAGCCUCAAAUAAUCUAAAUGUCGGGCUUACUGUUCUCAAAAGAAAGUGCAGAGAAUUUGGUAUUCCUCGCUGGCCUCAUAGGAAGAUCAAAUCACUUGACAGUCUCAUUCAUGAUCUUCAGGAAGAGGCAAAACAUCAGGAAAUGGAGGAUAAAGAUGCAGCCAUGGCAGUGAUAAGAAGGCAAAAGAUGUUGGAAAGUGAAAAAGAAAACAUAGAGAAGAGGCCUUUCAUGGACAUACAAAUUGAGACCAAGCGAUUCAGGCAAGAUAUUUUCAAGAGAAGGCACAGAGCUAGAGUUAUUGAAAAACAGAAUCUACAGUUGCAAGCACCUAAACCUAGCAAUUAGCAUCUUCUGAUGGAACAAAGAAAAACAAAACCAUAUUUUGCAAGUUGUACAUUAACACCAAAACCUGUCAAACUCUUCUAAUUGGUCAUUGACCUUUAUAAUUUUGCUGUGACUUGUAUGUGGAUUGCAAUGUCUAUAGUCAACCUAAAAGGGUAUUUGAAGAGUUUAUUUUGGUUUA